Molecule: messenger RNA, 2785 nt
Organism: Pongo pygmaeus (Bornean orangutan)
Lineage: Eukaryota; Metazoa; Chordata; Mammalia; Primates; Hominidae
Product: prefoldin subunit 4-like
Exons: 1
Coding region: 4-408 (134 amino acids)
Biological process (GO): protein folding
Cellular component (GO): prefoldin complex; cytoplasm
Source: RefSeq, a predicted model, not a curated record
AAGAUGGCGGCCACCAUGAAGAAGGCGGCUGCAGAAGAUGUCAAUGUUACUUUCGAAGAUCAACAAAAGAUAAACAAAUUUGCAUGGAAUACAAGUAGAAUCACAGAGCUGAAGGAAGAAAUAGAAGUAAAAAAGAAACAACUCCAAAACCUAGAAGAUGCUUGUGAUGACAUCAUGCUUGCAGAUGAUGACUGCUUAAUGAUACCUUAUCAAAUUGGUGAUGUCUUCAUUAGCCAUUCUCAAGAAGAAACACAAGAAAUGUUAGAAGAAGCAAAGAAAAAUUUGCAAGAAGAAAUUGAUGCCUUAGAAUCCAGAGUGGAAUCAAUUCAGCGGGUGUUAGCAGAUUUGAAAGUUCAGUUGUAUGCAAAAUUUGGGAGCAACAUAAACCUUGAAGCUGAUGAAAGUUAAACAUUUUAUAAUACUUUUUUUAUUUGUUUAAUAAACUUGAAUAUUGUUUAAAUUGAUAAUUUUCCUUCUUCAAAUGACAUGGAAAGCAAAACUUUCUUUUUUUAAAAUUUUCAUUUAUUUAAUGGAAACUUGCCUAUUUUCACAUGUCUGCUUGUUUAUUUUAUAUUUUUAAAAGAAGACAGUAUUCACCUAUGUAUUUUGCAUAACGAUUAUAUCAAGUCUAGGGGCUUCAUGUCAUGUUAUUAAAAUCAGUUAAGCAAUCGAAAAAAAAAAAAAAUAGGAGAGGGAAUGGCUUGUUUGGGGAAUGUGAGCAGUCCAGUGGGACAGGUGGAGCUUCUCCACCUAAGGGCUGUUCUGCAGAGGCAGCAUUUCAUGAGAAGGGGCGUUCCUGGAGGGCAGGGGCUCUCUUGGCCUCAUUCUCUGCAGUGUGUCCCAAGCCUGAUACCUAGCUGGUGCUCAAUAAAUGUGUGUGUGUGCGUGUGUUGUUGUUGUUGUUUUGAGACGGAGUCUUGCUCUGUCACCCAGGCUGGAGUGCAGUGGCGCAAUCUCGGCUCACUGCAACCUCCACCUCCCGGGUUCAAGCUAUUCUCCUGUCUCAGCCUCCUGAGUAGCUGGGACUACAGGUGUGCGCCACCACGCCCAGCUAAUUUUUGUAUUUUUAUUUUUUUUUUUUAGCAGAGACGGGGUUUCACCAUGUUGGCCAGGAUGGUCUCGAUCUCCUGACCUCAUGAUCCACCCGCCUCAGCCUCCCAAAGUGUGGGGAUUACAGGCGUAAGCCACUGUGCCUGGCCAACAAAUGUGUGUGUUGACCGAUUCAUGAGCUUGGUGACCUCAGACACUCUGAAUUUCAUUAAGUGUUGUCAGCAGUGAAAAGGGAAUAUGCUUCGCUACCUUGAUAUGAGGUGGGUAAAGGAUAGUAAGAACUUGAUAAAGAGCAUUCCCUUUCUGGCCUGGUACCAGCUCUAGAUCUUCCUCAAAGCCCAGCACAGGGCUGAGCACAGAUCUGCUUGAUGAUGGCAUUUUAUAACAUUACAAUUCUAAUAUUCAAUUAACUGAAUGUCUGUUAUAACACUUACCAGACGCUUGCUAUGCACCAGACACUGUGUUCAGCACUUAACUUACUUUAUUAUUUCAUUUAAUCCUGACAAGCCCAUGAGAUAAGUCCUCUAAUUAUCAACUCCCUUUUGUGAAUAAGGAAACUCAGGUUCUUCAGAAAGACAAUAACUGGCCAAAGUCCAAGUCAAGCAGGGGAUGGCACUGGAAAGUGAAUCCCAGCCCUGCUCAUCUCUCCCUCUGUCACACAACUCCACCACCAAGUACUGUCCAGUAGGCUGGGUAUACACAGCCGUGCUCCUGAGGAGCUUGGAGCUCAGUGGACUCAGAGACACAAGCUGUGUGAUGCUUGGCAAGUCACUUUGCCUCUCUGGGACUUGGUUUCUGCUUCUUAAAAUGGGGACUAUGAUGAUAAAUACUCUCACAGAAUUAAACGACGUGAUGUAGGUGAAAGCCUCAUCCACCAUACAGGCUCCUCUGUGAAAUGGCAUUACUGUGACUAUCCUGGGAGGAUGGAAGGGGUCACUCAGAAGCAGAACAGGAAGCUCAGGAUGAAAGUCUACAUGGUGCCAGGCACAGUAGCUCAUGCCUAUAAUCCCAACAUUUUGGGAGGCGGAGGCCAGAGGAUUGCUUGAGGCCAGGAGUUUGAGACCAGCCUGGGCAAGAGAGUGAGACCCUGUCUCUAAAUUCUUUUAAAAAUUAGUGGUGCAUGUCUGUAGUCAUAGCUACUCAGGAGGCUGAGGUGAAAGAUUGCUUGAGCCCAGGAGUUCAAGGCUGCAGUGAGCCAUAAUCGUGCCACUGCACUCCAGCCUGGGUGACAGAGGGAGACCCUGACUCAAAAAAAAAAAAAACCCACCAAAAAACCCACAAAAAAACCACAGAGGAGGGUGGUGGUAAUUAUUAAGCAAACUCUGACUCCUUCCCCAAGUGACUACCACCACCCAGGAGGACAGAGGCCCCGGGCAGCACUCUGGUUGCAAGCCUUGAGUGGAAUCUUUCAGGAGGUCCACCUUUGCUCUUACUUCUGCUUAUCUUUACAGACCAAGGAAAGGGAAGGUCAGGCCCUCAGAUCAGAGCCCUGCUCCAGAUGACUCAGCGAGGAACUCAUGGGGGGAUUCCCAACCUGCCCUGGCAGGCCAGGAAGCUCCAGACCACAAGCUGAGUGGGACUGGCUCCUGCCUAACCUCCACAGUCAUGGGGUAGGUUGGAAGAGCACGUGAGGGAAGCCAGAUUUUCACCCCAAAGCUGCAUUGCUCCCUUACCAUUAUGCUAAAUGCCUGAGGUAAAAUCUCAGAGGGUAAUUUACACUCGAAUUGUGAGAGCU